AUGCUGUUUUUAAAUCGCAUUCUCUCGUUGCCAACCGUAAACAAAAAGAAAAUCAUCAUGGAUGACAAUAUCGAUGAUUUGUUGGACGAAGUUGAAGCCAAAUAUUUGUCAACAGCAUCUUGCCGAAAUAUUAAACAAGACAGUGUAAAGCCCCAAAAAUCGAGCAGUUCUAUUAUUAAUGAACUUGAUGACCUUUUAGCUGAAAUUGAUGACAUAAAAGAUCUCCAUGAGGACCCAAACAACAAAGAUACAUGUUGCAAAAGCCCAAAUUUCUCUCAAAACUGCUUGAAUGUUUACUUAACCCACUUGUGGAUUUGUAUUUUUGCUUUCUUUAUCAGAUGUUUCCCCGUUUAUCUUGCUGGCAGUGAUUACCCUUGUGGACUCAGUAGCAGUUCAAAUAAAAGAUCUUGUGACAAAUUGCGUUGCACAUCAUGUGACUUCAAGGUUUUAUCAUUUGAGGGUUUUGCCUGGCAUAGUUCAACCAAUUACCUUUUCCUCAGGAAUAAUGUUCCUGAUGUUGGACGAUUAAAAGCUAAGCUCUUAUUUAAAAAAGGUUGUCGUGCUUAUUGCUGCCAAUGUUUUUAUAAGACUGUCAGCAGCCUCACUCCUCUAACCCAGACAGAAGUGAAAUGGGUGUGUGGUCAGCAUUAG
Messenger RNA from Acanthosepion pharaonis, 651 nucleotides. NCBI's taxonomy places the organism in Eukaryota, Metazoa, Mollusca, Cephalopoda, Sepiida, Sepiidae. The record is from the annotation of a GenBank genome assembly.